AUGCCGCUUCUUGGUAACAACAAGUUUGACCCCAACAAGGACAUCCCUGACCUUAGUGGCAAGGUCUACGCUGUCACUGGUGGCUCUGCAGGUAUUGGGUACGGAAUCGUUGCUCAUCUCCUCCAGCACAACGCAUCCAAGAUUUACCUCCUGUCCAACAAGGAGGAGCACGCAGAAGAAGCCCAAGAGGGCCUGAAGAAAUACGGCGAUAGCGCUAGAGUCGAAUGGAAGAAGUGCAAUCUCCAAGACCUGAGGAGUGUCGACACUGUUGCUAAAGAGCUCUCGAGUUUGGAAAAACUAGACGGUCUGAUCCUCAAUGCCGGUGUGGGUGUAGGCGUCUACAGCGAGACCAAAGACGGCAUCGACUCCCACAUGCAAGUCAACUACAUUUCUCAAUUCCAUCUCGCCAUGGUUCUCCUCCCACUCCUCCAACGCACGCCCAACAGCCGCCUCGUCCUCCAAGCAUCCGAGAUGCACAAGAUGGCCGACUCAUCAAUGAAGUUUGCCACGCUCGAAGAGCUGAACACCGACAUCGGCCCCACCAAGCUCUACGCCCGCACCAAGCUCGCCCAGAUCCUCUUCGUACGCGCGCUUGCCCGCCAUGCUGCCAAGGAUGAGCUCGGCUUCCGCAACCAAGGUAUGUCGACCGGCCCGUGGGUCAUCGCUACGCACCCAGGCGCGGUGAACACGGACCAGCCGGACCAGGCCGUUGAGGCGUAUGGUACCAUUGGCAAAGUGGGAGCGGCAGUGGUGCGGCCGUUCAUGAAGGAUCCCAUCGACGGGGGAUGCCGGUCCGCGCUGUUCGCGGCGACGAGCGAGGAUGUGCCGCGUGAAGGAAUGCAGGGCGUGUAUAUCGUGCCGGACCGAAAGGUUGAGGAGCCGAGUGACUUGGCGAGGAAUGAGGACUUGAGCGAGGCGCUGUGGAUGUUAACGGAGAGGGUGUUGAUGGAUAAGGUUGGCCCACUGGACUACGGACCAGUGCACAUUGAUAACCUGGCCCGAGAGGGAUUGCAUGGGGCGACGACCUGA
Messenger RNA from Diplodia corticola, 1029 nucleotides. RefSeq names its product nad-binding protein. The record is from RefSeq and is a predicted model, not a curated record. Bases 1 to 1029 code for a protein of 342 amino acids. The transcript has 3 exons. Lineage: Eukaryota; Fungi; Ascomycota; Dothideomycetes; Botryosphaeriales; Botryosphaeriaceae.